ACAAAGGCAGGUAGGAAUCAGUCGCGCGUGAACCGCGCGCAGGAACGUUCGUUCGAUCGUUUUUUUAUCGGCUGGGGCGACAUCCGUUUCGCGAAGAUGAGCGCACCGAGGACGCUUCAGUCCUACUUUUACGAGAGGAAGUGCUAUCUGUGUGAGAAACGCGCCGUUUACCCACCGGAUCGCGAUGUCGUGAAAAGAACGACGCACAGGGUCCGAUUCACCGAACCGAAUAAGAUGCUGCGAUCUGCCUCGCCACAGUAUCCCAGCAGAGGAUCUGACAUUCGAGUGAUUCGUCUGACGACGGAUCAAGAAGCUGUUCUCCAAGAACAGUUCAACAGAUGGCCGAGAGCACCUCACACGGCGGAUGUCGUCCUUUUGGCAGCGGAGACUGGACUUUCCGAAUCCGACGUCGAGGCUUGGUACGCUAUACGACUAGCCCAGUGGAGGAAAGAACAGGGCCUGGGAGGGAAUCUUGGUCUACAUUAACGUUUAACAUCGAGGUAUCUCGUAUGUUAUCGUAACUGUGUACCUGAAAAUGUAAUAACUUGUAAGAAUUGCCUAUCAACCUGACAACGAUCUAUUCUUUAUCGAUUCUUCCGUUGCUUCUAGCUUCCAGCGACUAUACUAAUUUAACGCUACACGAUUCAUAUUUAUGUUAAUUGUCAUUGUGUAGCGAGAGUUAGAGCGAAUUGUUAGAAACAAUGGUACCAAACGUUGAUUUUUAAAGAGUAACUGUGAGUAGAAAAAUGUACAUUAGAGAGAUAAUCGUAGUUGUCGCAACGAUUUACAAUUACUAUAUCAUUAUUUAUUCUAACUUUAAAGUACACGAAUCUUUAAAAUGCUCGAAUUAGAUAA
Molecule: messenger RNA, 855 nt
Organism: Frieseomelitta varia
Lineage: Eukaryota; Metazoa; Arthropoda; Insecta; Hymenoptera; Apidae
Exons: 3
Coding region: 97-486 (129 amino acids)
Biological process (GO): cell differentiation; regulation of transcription by RNA polymerase II
Cellular component (GO): nucleus
Molecular function (GO): DNA binding
Source: RefSeq, a predicted model, not a curated record